Molecule: messenger RNA, 504 nt
Organism: Bactrocera dorsalis (oriental fruit fly)
Lineage: Eukaryota; Metazoa; Arthropoda; Insecta; Diptera; Tephritidae
Gene: mRpL42
Product: 39S ribosomal protein L42, mitochondrial
Exons: 1
Coding region: 64-438 (124 amino acids)
Cellular component (GO): mitochondrial large ribosomal subunit
Source: RefSeq, a predicted model, not a curated record
AAUAAUCAGCUGUUUGAUGCUAGUUUUAAUAGGAAGGGUAACGAAAUUAGAUUAAAAUUAAAAAUGUGUUCGCCGUUUGUUCGUCGCUUUUCCAUAUUUGCAUUGAGAAGGACUCAGCAAAAAAAUGCACUAGGUGGGAAUAGUUUGGUGAAUAAGGUGGCAAUUACGAACGACGGGGCCGUUUGUGUUGCAUGGCAUCCUGAGGCAGAUUUUCCAUAUGAAUGUUCCAAACCAAUCCCAUAUGCCACCAAUGACCAGAAUAAAACAUUAAUCGCAGACAAACGCAAUGAAAAUACAAUUAGUGCUUUCAAAACAAAAACACCGGAAAUAGCUCGUCAGGAGCUUAUGCAACUCACUUUUACUACAAAGCAUCGUUGGUUCCCAAGAUCACGCGAUAAGCGUGCUAAACGUACACCAAUGGACCGGCCUUAUUUGUAAUAAAUCUUAUAAUUUAAGUUAUUUGCUUUAUUAUUCAAAUAUAUGGUACCAAAAAUGUCUAUUCUA